Messenger RNA from Phalacrocorax carbo (great cormorant), 5493 nucleotides. The record is from RefSeq and is a predicted model, not a curated record. Lineage: Eukaryota; Metazoa; Chordata; Aves; Suliformes; Phalacrocoracidae.
GUGCCUGCCGGAGAGCCCGGCCGUAGGGGCGGGGAGUCUCCUCCUCCUCCCGCAGCGAGGCUCUGGCUCCCCGCACGCACCGGAGCGCCCGACUCCCUCCUCCUGCUCCUCGUCCCUCCUCCCUUCCCCUCCUCCCCCCCUUCCCUCCCCGGGUCGCCGCGGCUCCGGGAGGAGCGGGGGGGGCUCCCUGCUUCCUUCCCUCCCCCCCUCCUUCUCCCACCCGCCACGCCGAGGAGAGGCAGGGUGAUGGAGCACUGGAACAGGUGGUCCAAAAAAGUUGUGGAGUCUCUGACCUUGGUGAUAACUCAAAACCCAGCUGGACACAGCCCUGAGCAACUUGCUGUUGUUGACAUGGCUUUGAGCAGGGCAGUUGGAGUAGAUGACCUCCAGAAGUCCCUUCCAGCUUCAGCUGUUCUGUGAUUUUUUUUCAUGAAAGGAUUUAAGAGGGCCACAACAAAGCAGCCAUGGGGUGCAUUAAAAGCAAAGAAGAUAAAGGUCCAGCCAUGAAAUACAGACCUGAUAAUACUCCAGAACCUGUUAUUUCCCAUGUCAGCCAUUAUGGAUCAGACUCCAGCCAAGCAACACAGUCGCCGUCAAUAAAGGGAUCAGCAGUUAAUUUUAAUAGUCAUUCCAUGACUCCUUUUGGAGGGCCCUCAGGAAUGACACCCUUUGGAGGAGCAUCAUCUUCAUUUUCAGUUGUGCCAAGUCCAUAUCCUAGUACUUUAACAGGUGGUGUUACUGUAUUUGUGGCCUUAUAUGAUUAUGAAGCUAGAACUACAGAUGACCUUUCAUUUAAGAAAGGUGAACGGUUCCAGAUAAUAAAUAACACGGAAGGAGACUGGUGGGAAGCCAGAUCCAUUGCUACGGGAAAAACGGGCUACAUCCCAAGCAAUUAUGUAGCUCCUGCAGACUCCAUUCAAGCAGAAGAGUGGUAUUUUGGUAAGAUGGGCAGGAAAGAUGCAGAAAGGCUACUUUUAAAUCCUGGGAACCAGCGUGGUAUUUUCUUAGUAAGGGAGAGCGAAACCACUAAAGGUGCUUACUCCCUUUCCAUACGUGACUGGGAUGAGGUCAGAGGAGAUAAUGUGAAACACUACAAAAUCAGAAAACUUGACAAUGGCGGAUACUAUAUCACAACCAGAGCACAAUUUGAGUCUCUACAGAAGUUGGUGAAACACUACAGAGAACAUGCCGAUGGGCUGUGUCAUAAGCUAACAACUGUGUGUCCCACUGUGAAACCACAAACACAGGGACUGGCGAAAGAUGCCUGGGAAAUUCCUAGAGAAUCUUUGAGGCUGGAAGUUAAGUUGGGCCAAGGAUGUUUUGGUGAAGUAUGGAUGGGAACGUGGAAUGGAACCACAAAAGUAGCAAUCAAGACACUAAAACCUGGUACAAUGAUGCCAGAAGCUUUCCUGCAGGAGGCUCAGAUCAUGAAGAAGUUACGACAUGACAAACUUGUUCCGCUAUAUGCCGUUGUUUCUGAGGAACCAAUCUACAUCGUCACUGAAUUCAUGACAAAAGGCAGCUUGCUAGACUUCCUUAAAGAAGGAGAAGGGAAAUACUUAAAACUCCCACAGCUGGUUGACAUGGCUGCUCAGAUUGCUGAUGGCAUGGCUUACAUUGAAAGAAUGAACUACAUCCACAGGGAUCUCCGGGCAGCUAACAUUCUUGUGGGAGACAAUCUUGUGUGUAAAAUAGCAGACUUUGGUUUAGCAAGGUUAAUAGAGGACAAUGAGUACACUGCAAGACAAGGAGCUAAAUUUCCAAUUAAAUGGACCGCUCCGGAAGCAGCAUUGUACGGUCGGUUUACAAUCAAGUCAGACGUGUGGUCAUUUGGAAUUUUACUGACAGAGCUGGUAACAAAGGGGAGAGUGCCAUAUCCAGGGAUGGUGAAUCGGGAAGUGCUGGAACAAGUGGAGCGUGGAUAUCGGAUGCCUUGCCCACAAGGCUGCCCAGAGUCUCUCCAUGAGUUAAUGAAACUGUGUUGGAAGAAGGACCCUGAUGAGAGACCAACAUUUGAAUAUAUACAGUCUUUCUUGGAGGACUACUUUACUGCUACAGAACCACAGUACCAGCCUGGAGACAAUUUAUAAGCCACCAGUCUAUAUAACGUGCACAAAUCUGCCAAAUGUAAAAGACUUGCAAGGAAUUCCUGACAUCUAUAAGGAAUCAAAGGAAAGAAAAUCUUCGCUACUUUGCAUGCUCUUAAUGGCAAACUGGAAUUUCAUAAUGCAGUUGCACAAAACCACUUUUAAAGUGUUAUAAUCUAAUUUACCAAUGACAUGUUUUUGUUUUGUUUUGUUUUUUUUUUCCUUUCCUCUUUCCCAACUUAUUUUCCGGGUCCAAAGGAAGCUUACCGAAAAUGCGGGGUAGAAAAAUGAGUGUUGGUGUGAACAAUAGCAGAAAAACCAAUCUUUCAAAUCCUUUAUUUUCUCAACAUUUGAUAAUCAUUCGACUGAAAAGGGAAUUGUCUGGAAUUAGUGAUCUUGGGGUAAGAUGUUUUUUAAAGCAGAAGAACUUUGUGGGACCAAGCAAUUCUAUUCCAGUUCUGUAAAACUCCCUGUGUUCAAAAUUACAUGUGUACGCCCCCCACUCUCCCCCACCCCCCCCCAAAAAAAAGGUGGUACAACUGUAUUUGAUAUAUAGUCUUGAUUUUUAAGCUUCCUCUUGCAUGGACUUAAUUAGGGUAGGCAGGUUAAAAGGGAAAUUGGAACAGUGAAUGACAAACUUGAUCUAAAUGGUAGACCUCGAUAGUGAAAUUAGAGAGCGUAAUGCACUGUGUUAAUACUUGCGUUAAUAUAACUGGAAAGUAGCAUGAGAGAUUUUUUUCUUUUUUUCUUUCUGCAUAGCUAAUUAAGAAUAAUGGAGGUAACCAGAAAAGGAGGUGAUAUCUUAUAAAAUUGUGUUGAUAAGGUAUGAUGAUAUUUGAACUUGAAGCUAUGUAAUACAAUCAGGGGGGAAAGCCUUUAAUCUUUUAAGCUCCAAUCCAACAGUGAGCUUUCAUAUGGGAAGACUACCUGCACAAAGCUCACCAGGAAAGCAAGACUGAAGCUGGUAAAUGGCCACUUUUUAGUCCUUUUUCAGAGACAGGUUUGGUACUGUUGUUACGUGGCUUACAUGUGUUAACGAGGGUGGGUGCCACAAAUGCUAGCUGUCACUAGUUCAGGGAUUUGAUUGCACUUUUGCUUUUCUUGACUAUUAAGACACACUUACACGUAGUUGCUCUUCCCAUUUCUGCCCUUCCUACAGAAUUAUUUAACUAAAAAUAAACAAAAGAAAAUGUGAAAGUUUAAAAAUUCAAGGGAUAAAAUAUAUUUAAUAUUGUCCAAAUAUAGUGACGUUGAAAUUUGCUGGCAUUCAGCCCAGCUGACACUACACCUAGAUUUAUUUUCUUUGGCUACUGACAUAUCAAGCAAUAACAUCAUGUCUUUUACUGAACAACUUGCAUGAGGUUCUUGAAUUUCUGAUCAAGCUUAUGUACUUCAAUUUUGAAACACUAAACUCUUACUUAGCUACCAGGUCGGAAUUCACGUUAUCAUUGUAAAGCUAUCCAACGAAUGAAUUUCAGAAAAGCUGGUAAUAUAGUUCUGGUACUAAACUUAACCUUCUUCAUGGGUUUACACUUCAUUGAAUCCAUCUACCAAACAGAUCUUUGUAAGAACAGUGCCAUCAUUUUUCAUUUUCCCUCAUCAUCACUCAUCACCUAUACAUCUGUGGUUAUCAAAUUUUAAAAGGGCUUUAUGUAAGAAAAAGAAAAAAACCACAAACAAAAAUAAUCAAAAACCCAAAAAUACAAUGAAAUUUUAAUUUUUCUAAAUAUUUUAAAAUGAAUAACACAAUCAUAUGAGUUUAUGUAUUAAUAGUUAUAACAAAAAAUGCCAAAAAUUACACUGGCAUUGUUUGGAUUUUUAAUUACUGAAUGGAACAGUUCAUUGUAAUAACACUUGUAUAGUAAAGGAAUAAAACACUAACUUAAUGAACGUGUUCAUUGUAAAUGGUUGUGUAUUAUAAGACUUCUCCAAAAGAGUUUGUAUGUUUAUGAAAAUUUAUUUGUUUCACCUGAAGACCUUGAUGUGGUUCUUACCCUAACAGAGUUUAAAAUUCACAUUCACACUUUUUAUAUAAAUAGUAAUAAGUUUAAUUAUGUAACUAAGUAUUUUUAUAAAGUAUGGCAUUGUUGAACUGUUUUGCAGAAUUCGUUCAAAAUAAAUUUCUCCUUGAUUGCAUCUGCUUAUUUGAGGAGGGGGAGGGAAGGCGGGAGCGGGACUAAAGCAGAGUAGCCUUCAUAUUGAGGGGAAAAGGAGGGGAAUAAAACCUUCAUGAGUUUUGCGUGUAUUUUUAUCCUCUGUAAACUGUUUUAAUGUACUUUCAUACACGAUGCUGAGUUCACGGCGCAUUAUUGCUGUGAAAAGGGAGACAUUUUCUAGAGCAAUUCUGAAGUCCUUGGCAGCAGUAGGCUAAAACGAUUCUGUCUAGACUUAAAACUGGCCCCCGUGAUGGACAGACAAACAGACUUGGGAUUCUUGUGAGAGCAAGUCCAGCGUAGACUCUCGGCUGGCGUUCGCUGCCGCGCUGUAGGGCAAACACAUUUCCUCUCUCUCGCUUUAUCUGGUAUUAGCAGCCACUGUUGACUUCUGUGCAAUUCUUCAGGGAAUUUUACACAUUUGUUCAUGUGAUAGCUGAUGUUUUAUCUCACCUUCACUGAAUGUUACCUGUUUCAAUGACCAGUACAGCUCAGACCACAAAUCCUGACAUGUGUAUACAGUGCUGCUGUAGAUUAAGGAGCUAGUACCAUUUGAGUUUCAAUAAUAACCAAUACAGCACUAAACCUGUUCUUUUACAGAACCUACAAACCACAAAGUUUACUGUAUUUUUAGUAUUUCCUGUAAUGUAAUGAAUGUUUUGCUAUUUUUAAUGAGAACGAUCAUGUAAUUUCUGGUAAUCUGUACUCUCCCUGUUGUCCAUCAGAACCUUGUGAUACCUGUUCUGCAUGCUAGGCCUGCAGAUCGUUUGUCAUGUGUUGUUUCAAGCUGUAGUAUCUUAAUAUUUUCAUACUAUUUUUGAGUAAACUUCCAAACAUAAAAAUGUAUACAAUCCUACUAUUUAGAUAAAAUACAUCCCUCUUUUAGCAUAAAGCAGUAUGAACAGAACCUUAUUUGUUCUUAUCCUUGCAACCACUGAAUUGUCAUUUCACUAGGCUUAUGGGUAGCUCUUACCACUGAAAAAUAGCCUUGGAAAGUUUUUUGGGGGUUUUGUUGGGUUUGGGGUUGUUUUCCUUAAAAAAAAAAAUAAAAAUUCUCUUACCUGAUGGGUAGAAACAAGCCGGAAUGCUAUCUUACCCCUAGUCAUCUACAAUACUGUUUAUUCUGAAACACAUUAUCCACAGCUGGAAUGAAUAUAAAUGAAUAUAACUAAACUUAAUGAGCCCCCACUUUUGUUAUUUAUUUUGAUAUGUUCAAUCCAAUAAACGUCUCCGGUUUUUAAGUUUUUUGUGAA